This is a messenger RNA of Pan troglodytes (chimpanzee), 6130 nucleotides long. RefSeq names its product apolipoprotein B mRNA editing enzyme catalytic subunit 3A (gene APOBEC3A). Gene Ontology annotation, biological process: defense response to virus; cytidine to uridine editing; DNA cytosine deamination. The transcript has 6 exons. NCBI's taxonomy places the organism in Eukaryota, Metazoa, Chordata, Mammalia, Primates, Hominidae. The record is from RefSeq and is a predicted model, not a curated record. Gene Ontology annotation, molecular function: cytidine deaminase activity; RNA binding; zinc ion binding. The coding region runs from base 4891 to 5454 and encodes 187 amino acids. Gene Ontology annotation, cellular component: cytoplasm; P-body; nucleus.
CACAAUGCCAGACACUAUGGCCCUCAGGCCUCCCUGCCACGGGGAUGCUGCCUUUUCUGCUCCGGGUGUUUCCACGAGGCAGGCAUGGAAUCUUCCCUGGACAAGCGACAUACCGUGGAGAGACAGCGGAAGACACCAUACAGUAAACACAGGAGCCUGCGAGAGAACCUCUGCCGAGCACCAGUGAACGGCCAAGUGACACGAGUGACACCAUGAGCUUGGUGCCCUCUCCAUCCCGCGCCAGAGGCGGAAGCCAGGCCCUUCCUCCCAGCCCAGACUCCUACAUCCCCAACUUGAGCCAUGGCACACAUGCUGGGCACUUACUCUGUGCGUAGCAGAGGGAGCUGAGCUGCAUCCAGAAACAGACCUAGGAGCUCACAGACCCAAGGCCUGGGUCUCCACCCCUGGAGGAGGGUGGUGCCGAGAGCAGGGCCCCCGGCUGCCACUGGCCCGGAGCUCACCGUGCAGGGGCAGCCCAGGCCCUCCGGGGAUGGCACUGGGGUGUCGGAGGCCAAGGAGCAGAAACAGCUGUGGAUGCUUCCCUCGGAGGACUGGGUGGGGCUGGGACCACCAGGACCUGCCCACCGCCUUCUCUAUGGGGCAUCUGGCUGUGUCUGGGAGUAUCUCGUGGAAGGGUCCUUUUUACCAUGUGGGAUCGGUGGUCCAGACUUGUCUGGGAGCCAAGGAUACCAGGCAUGUCAAGUAGGCUCUUCCAGAAGGUUUUCCCUCCUGGGAUGUCUGUGUCUCUGCCCCUCUCCUGCUGCCUGCCUCAGGAAGGGAGGGAGCAGAUGGGCUGGUGAAGUGAGCAAUGUCAGUCACAUGCAUGGACCGUCCAGGGCUCAUUCUGUGCUGAGGGUCCUCCCGUGAAUACGUGGCUCACCAGCGUCCCACCCCAUAGAGAAGGCGGGGGGCUGGCCCUGGCAGCCAGGGCUGGAGCGGGAGGAGGUUGACCAGGAGCAUGGGGGUGAGGGAGAGAGAGAGGGACCCCACUGUGCUGCCCUAGCACAAGGGACACUGGUCUUCCUGAUUCCUGGCCUUCCACGAGGUGGGACGUCCCUCCUUCUCUGGGCUCCUUCUCUGCCCCGCGGGGUUGUGGAUGCAGUAGGGACCUUCCACCUCAGGACCUCAGGAGCCGCAUAUGUGGUACACAGUGGGCCUCCUCGACAGCUGCUCAUGAGCAAACAGGCCCAACUCCUUCUGGUGGCAAAGACACAGACACACACAGACACACAAGCACACACAGACAGUGACAGGACAGAAAGGAACCUUCCCCGGGGUUUCCCAGACACACCCAGAUGUCUACCUCAGCUCUGCCCCAAGUCAGAGGAUUGCAGCAAUUCUUACCGCGAAGAGUGCUGGGGAAACCACGUCAUCAACCCCGAUCCUCUCGUUUUCAUUUCUGGGUUCUGACAACAGCCCCAGCUCCACGCCUUGAAACAAGUGACCGAAAAAUGGACAACAUGUAGUCACUCUGGGCAAAGAGGCCACCCCAGUGGGGGUAUGGGGGACAGAGGGCCCCACCCUGGGAGGACAGCACUGUCCCCUGUCCAAGGGCAGAUGCAGCCACCUCCUCCACCUCCCUAUUCCCCCCACCCUUUGUCCCCCCCGCCCCCCCAGCUUGGCCCCUUUGCUUGGAGAGAGCCUUUGGUUUUUUCAAUUACUUGCUUCUAGGAUGAGGAGGGCGGGGCUGUUGUCAGAGCCCAGAAUCAAAGCCAGAGGAGCAGGUGGACACUGAGGCUGUCCCCUCACCCUGCUCCACGGGCAAUGUUGAAGUGGGCAUCUGGGUGUGUCUGGGGUAUCCCAAGGAAGGGUCCUUUUCGUCAUGUCACUCUGUUGGGGGCGGGGCACAGGAGCAGGGAGCCCUUUCUCUCCCGAGCUCCUCAGACUCCCAGCUUCCCUGGGUCUCAUCUCAGAGCUUUGCCUACGACCUGGGAGCCCUGUGGGUCCAGGGGAGGGGACUGGACGCAGCCCCAUGACACUGCUCAGACCUGGGCUAGGAAAUGGAAGCCUGUGGUUCCUCUGGGCUAUAGGGGUCGGGGCCCCACAGUGAUGGCAGAGCCGGGACCUCAUACACAGCAGCAUGGACGCCAGACCCAAGCGGGACCUCCGUUCUGGUCCCAGGGUGACCUGGGCUGAAUGGCCCAGCAAUCAGGGACCACUUCAGGGUCCCUCUGCCCUGGUCUGUCCCUCUCACCCAGUCUGGACCCCUGUGGGGCACUUGCCCCGUCCCCAGUUUUCCUUACAGGGGACCUGGGCAAAGCCCAGGGAAGCUUGCACCUGUUAAGGAGGCCAUUCUCCUGCCUCCCCCUUGGGGAUCCAGUUUCUUUCUCUCCCCUUGGACCUUCCCCAGGCUCCUAUGGAAACUCCAGCAAGACCUGGUAUUUUAUCACAUUUUCACAUUUAUCGCAUUGAUUGUUCAGCCAACAUUCCAGGGACAGAAAUGGGGGAGGGGCUGUCCUUCCCCAGGAAAGGGUGGAAUCUCCUUCCGUCUUCCUUAUAGUUGGCCUAGGGAAGGUGCACACUCUUAACCACCCCUGGGUUCCCCUGAUGCCUUGAAGACCCUGCCCUGCCCUGGCUGCAGGGGGACCAGGAAGGGGCCAGUUGUGUCUGGGACAUUCCUGCCCGGAGAGAGUCAGGCCCUAGUGCACAGAAGGAUGUGGGUGUGGUCGGUGGGGGCACUGGCAGGGGGUGGGGCACAUAAGUCCCUGGGGAGCUCACUCAGAGGUUCCAGGUUGUGGCCCUUAUGGAAGUUCCUGGGUCCAGGGGCUAGAGUGAGACUGUUCCCCGCUCAUGUCUGGGCUGCAGACGCCCAACCAGUGGCUCCCCCUGUCCACCCUUGGCAAGGGAGGGUCCUGGCCUCCCUCUCUGCUAGUGGGGACCCCCCAACACCCUGUCUUCUCUCCUCUCUGGAGCCCUGCCUGGGUGCAUGGCUUGUACAGUGAGUUACUGAGAAUUGAACUCUGGACAGUAGCUGGGCCCCACUUUGCUUUAAACAUUUUAGUCUGAGGCCUUCUUUGUCAUCAAAUGAGAAGGUUCACAGAUGUGCAGAUGUGCUGAUAGUCUAACCUGACUGGUUUGUAAAACUAGAAAGAGAAACAGACAAUGUGCCUGUUUCUGUGAUGGGCCAUAAAGUGGAUCUUACAGAUUUGGAGACAUUCUGGAAGAUCUGGACCUGUCUGGAUCAGAGAGGGGAGGCAGGCAUGGGCCAGUCAUGAAUCCAGUGGGGCCUGGGCCGGCUGGGGCAGCAGGGAGGAGGAUGUGCCCAGGGUGGGUGAGCUGGGGAGACCCUGGAACCCAAGGCUGAGGACCCAGAGCCAGGAGACGCAGGAGACGCCCCAGGGAUGCUGAACAAAGCGCUGUCCCCUGUUGCAGCUCUCCUGGGUCUCCCCGUAGAAAGCUCAUGUGGGGGCUGUCCUGGCCAUGGGUCCAGGGGUGUAUUUGCUCCAGGGGCAUUUGAUGCAUUAUUGAGCCAGGGGAAAGGCCAUCACACUCUGGGCAGCAGGAGCCACCGGGAAGGGUUGGGGAAGGGUUGGGUCCUCCCAAAGUUGGUACAGGUGUGGUCUCUGGCCCAGGUGGGCUGUGGGUACUGCGGGGCGUCCCGCUGUGUGUGCCUCGAGUGUGAACUGGGAAGGGUGGCCUCUGGUCAGACUCACAAAACACACCAAGAUGAGCUCACACCGGAACCACCUGAGACUCAAAUGGGAGUUGACAGCCCCCAGGGGACAUCUUCUUGACUAGAAGAGUCCAACAUCUGGAGACAGAAUGGGAGGGGUCCUCACGGCAGAGAACAGGGCCUCCUCUAGUCUGUGGCGCCCACCAAAAUGGCAGGGACACUGUGCUGAGGUGGGAGGAUUGCUGGCCAAAGACAGGGGGGUCUAGUAAGAGCCAGGACAGGGGAGCAGGCAGGACAGGGGACAGCCCCUGGGCCCACAGGGCCAGCACCUUCCAGGGGCAGCUGUGCUGGGUGUAGCAGGUGGACCUGGGAAAGGACGGCGCCAGACCUGCCCCCAGGACUCAGGGGCUCACUUGGGGCAGGAGCACAGUGUCCCUCACAUUUCUGCAGGGCCCAGAGGUGGGAGAAAGGGCACAGGGUGGCCCUUCUGACAGAGGGGUGGGGGUGUGUCCCUGCUGUGGACUCUGUUUCCUGGGAGGGCCUGGAUCUCUAGGUACCUUUCAGAGCCUUUAGCAUCUCCUCUGGGUAAUGGGGAUGAAAACACUCGUCCCUCUAGUUUACAAUUAUUAGAUACACUGAUGCAUAGGAGGAUGCAGUACCUGCUGGUCUCCCAUCUCCACAGCCAGGGAAGAAGAUGCAGGACCCUAACAGAGAGCCCAGGAUGCAGCAGGUGCCAGGGAGCCUGGACCAGGCACAUCCUGCACUGGCCACAGGGGAGGACACAGGGGUGGCUGUCCUGGAGCCUGCUCUCUGGACCGCUGAGUGUUAUUCAGGGUCUUUCUCCAGGGUGUGGACACCUGUCUUCUCACCUGCCCCCUGGUCUCCUGCCUUCCAGAUUCCUGUGGCCCACAGGGAGCAAAGUGUGGCCAGGCCUACAUCCCCAUUGUCACUCCACAGUGUCUGGUGGUUCAGUGGUCAGAGUGGGCACAUCAAAACCAAAGCUUGCCCAGAGGCAUGGCAGAGAACUUCCUUGUUCUGACGCUAAUGAGGGUGGCACGCUCGGCCUGAGCUGGAGAAGGGGUGGGGCAGGGUAUCGCUGACUCAGCAGCUUCCAGGUUGCUCCGAUGAUAUAUUAAGGCUCCUGAAUCCUAAGAGAAUGUUGGUGAAGAUCUUAACACCACGCCUUGAGCAAGUCGCAAGAGCGGGAGGACACAGACCAGGAACCGAGAAGGGACAAGCACACGGAAGCCAGCCCAGCAUCCGGGCCCAGACACUUGAUGGACCCACACAUAUUCACUUCCAACUUUAACAACGGCAUUGGAAGGCGUAAGACCUACCUGUGCUACGAAGUGGAGCGCCUGGACAAUGGCACCUCGGUCAAGAUGGACCAGCACAGGGGCUUUCUACACAACCAGGCUAAGAAUCUUCUCUGUGGCUUUUACGGCCGCCAUGCGGAGCUGUGCUUCUUGGACCUGGUUCCUUCUUUGCAGUUGGACCCGGCCCAGAUCUACAGGGUCACUUGGUUCAUCUCCUGGAGCCCCUGCUUCUCCUGGGGCUGUGCCGGGCAAGUGCGUGCGUUCCUUCAGGAGAACACACACGUGAGACUGCGCAUCUUCGCUGCCCGCAUCUAUGAUUACGACCCCCUAUAUAAGGAGGCGCUGCAAAUGCUGCGGGAUGCUGGGGCCCAAGUCUCCAUCAUGACCUACGAUGAAUUUAAGCACUGCUGGGACACCUUUGUGGACCACCAGGGAUGUCCCUUCCAGCCCUGGGAUGGACUAGAGGAGCACAGCCAAGCCCUGAGUGGGAGGCUGCGGGCCAUUCUCCAGAAUCAGGGAAACUGAAGGAUGGGCCUCAGUCUCUAAGGAAGGCAGAGACCUGGGUUGAGCAGCAGAGUAAAAGGUCUUCUUCCAAGAAAUGCGAACAGGCCGUUCACCACCAUCUCCAGCUGCUCACAGACGCCAGCAAAGCAAUAUGCUCCUGACCAAGUAGAUUUUUAAAAAAUCAGAGUGGGCCGGGCGCGGUGGCUCACGCCUGUAAUCCCAGUACUUUGGGAGGCCAAGGCGGGUGGAUCACGAGGUCAGGAGAUCGAGACCAUCCUGGCUAACACGGUGAAACCCCGUCUCUACUAAAAAUACAAAAAGUUAGCCAGGCGUGGUGGCGGGCACCUGUAGUCCCAGCUACUCGGGAGGCUGAGGCAGGAGAGUAGCGUGAACCCAGGAGGCAGAGCUUGCAGUGAGCAGAGAUUGCGCUACUGCACUCCAGCCUGGGCGACAGUACCAGACUCCAUCUCAAAAAAAAAAAAAAAAACCAGAAUGAAUUAAUUUUAAUUGAAAAUUUCUCUUAUGUUCCAAGUGUACAAUAGUAAGAUUAUGCUCAAUAUUCCCAGAAUAGUUUUCAAUGUAUUAAUGAAAUGAUUAAUUGGCUCCAUAUUUAGACUAAUAAAACGUUAAGAAUCUUCCAUAAUUGCUUUUGCUCAGUAACUGUGUCAUGAAUUGCAAGAGUUUCCACAAACACUAG